AUGGCGAUUUUGUCAGUGCCGGAUGAAGUUCAAGUGUUGCUCCAGAGGCUUCAUAAUUGCACACAAGGUGCCUAUUACUCUUACUCCAUAUGGAUCAAAGCUGAAGACUCUACAGAAAUGCCUCCAGCUCCAGCCCCAGCUCCAGCCCCAGCCCCAGCCCCAGCCCCCCAAGCUCAGCAGCCGCACCUACCCCAGGCUCAGCUCAUGUUAGCAGGCAGCCAACUUGCUGGGCUGACUGCCCUGAUGCCUGCUCAACAGCAACUGCUCCUGCAGCAGGCGCAAGCACAGCUUUUGGCGGCUGCCGUACAGCAGUCUAAUGCUGCUGCCGCCGCCGCCGCCUCCUCUCAGCAACCUGGGGCUGAACUGCCAGCACCACAGAGCCAGCCCCAGGCGCCCCAGCUGGCCUUGUCCCAGCCAAUCCAGCUGACGGCACAGGAUAUCCAGCAGCUGCUGCAGCUCCAGCAGUUGGUCCUCGUCCCAGGGCACCCUCUCCAGUCCCCUGCACAGUUCCUGCUGCCACAGGCCCAGCAGGGACAGCAAGACAUACUUGAGAGACCGCCUGCUGGCGAUGUGGGGCUGGCUAUGGGGAAGCUUUAUGGGAAUGACUUCAGCCAAACCACCAUCUCGCGCUUUGAGGCACUGAACCUCAGCUUCAAGAACAUGUGCAAACUCAAACCUCUUCUGGAGAAAUGGCUGAAUGACGCUGAGACAAUGUCCGUGGACUCCACGCUUCCCAGCCCCAAUCAGCUGAACAGUCCCAACCUUGGUUUUGAUGGGCUGCCGGGCCGACGCCGCAAGAAACGGACGAGCAUUGAGACCAACGUCCGCUUUGCAUUGGAAAAAAGCUUUCUAGCGAACCAGAAGCCUACCUCAGAGGAGAUCUUACUUAUUGCCGAACAGUUGAACAUGGAGAAGGAGGUGAUUCGUGUCUGGUUCUGCAACCGCCGCCAGAAGGAGAAACGGAUCAACCCUUGCAGCUCUGCUCCCAUUUUGCCUGCCCAGAGCAAGCCUCCUGGCUACAGCCCUCACUUGGUGACCAGCCCAGGCACCGGCACAGGUUUGCCCCUCUCCCAGGCUUCCAGUAGUCUGAGCACAACAG
Molecule: messenger RNA, 1099 nt
Organism: Thamnophis sirtalis
Lineage: Eukaryota; Metazoa; Chordata; Lepidosauria; Squamata; Natricidae
Source: RefSeq, a predicted model, not a curated record